This is a messenger RNA of Cuscuta campestris, 1153 nucleotides long. Lineage: Eukaryota; Viridiplantae; Streptophyta; Magnoliopsida; Solanales; Convolvulaceae. The record is from the annotation of a GenBank genome assembly.
AACGCACAUUCUUGAAAACAACUCUAUUCACCCCCCCUCUAGAGUUGCACACUUGUCUAACAAUUGGUAUCGGAGCAGGAAGUUCUUCGAAUACGUUAUUUUUCAGGAACUAAAAGAUCAAAUGGCAUCAAGGAUGUUCAACGCAGGAGUGACCGAGGGACAAUCAACCACGAGGCCACCUUUGUUCGAUGGAACAAACUACUCGUUUUGGAAGGAGAGGAUGAGAAUCUUUAUCCAAUCCAAUGACUACAAGCUGUGGUUGAUUGUGAAGAACGGCUGCGGAGUCCCGAUGAAGAAAGUCGGUGAAGUCAACGUUCCCAAAACUGAAGAGGAGUUCACCGACGAAGAUUGCAAAAAGAUGGAGCUCAACGCUAAGGCAAUAAACAUGAUUUAUUGCGGUGUUAAUGCGGAUGACUACCGCAAAAUUUCGCGGUGUGAAACCGCAAAACAAAUGUGGGAGAAAUUGGAGGUCACCUACAAAGGAACCGCGCAGGUUCGGGAGGCCAAAAUUGACCAUCUUACUCACAAGUACGAACUCUUCUCAAUGAAGGAAAACAAGAAGAUUGAGGAAAUGUUUGAGAGGUUCUCUAACAUCAUUAAUCCUCUCAAUCUUCUCGGGAAGACAUUCACCGACCGAGAGCUAGUGAGAAAGGUGCUGCGAAGCCUAUCCCCCAAAUGGCGUUCAAAGGUGGACGCAAUCGAAGAAGGUCGUGACUUCCAAACAACGACCUAUGAUGCUCUUCGAGGUAAUCUUAUUACCUACGAAACCACCCAACUCUCAAAGGUGGUUGAAGAGAGGAACAGGAGGUCUAUUGCUCUACUCGCAACAACAUCAACCCACAACAACGUUGAUGAUGAAGAUGAUGACAGCGACGACACCGACCUCGGACUCUUUGUCCGAAAAUUCAAGAAGAUGAUGCUCAAGAAGGGAGCCAAGAAGAACACUCCACCCAAGUGCUAUGGGUGUGGUGAAAUUGGGCACAUCAAACCAAUGUGUCCAAAGCUCAAGAACGAGAAGGACAAGAAGGCACUGAAGAAGCAACGUGCCUACAUUUCUUGGGAGAACGACGGCUCCGGGAGUGAAGACUCGGAAACGGAGGAAGUGGCCAACUUGUGUCUCAUGGCCAUUGAGGAUGGUGAAACAUAAAAAGAG